UAGAGUCUGCGAACAGCCAUUAAACCAAGAGGAGAAUAAGCAAGUGUAGAGUUGCUUUUAUUCGCGUUUCGUCGGAUUUGUUUUCGUUUUAUACUUCGUGAAAAUGUCGAGACUAGAUAAGUUACAAUCUAACCUGAUGAAGCGAAUGUCAAUUGUCAUUCGUGAUAUUUGGGUGGAGGUGGAAGCGACGGUGAAGGACUAUCAAAAGGAAGCAACCCAAACACGGUCAGAAAACGCGAGACUGAAACAACAGCUCAGGGAUGCGCUGAGCAAGAAUCAGGCACAUUUAAACGGAGUCCACUAUGUCCCUCCUGAUGAAGCCUCACCCACAGAAUUACCAGCAUGUGGAUAUGGGUCCCCAGCUGAAUCAGAAGACCCAGAAGAUCAGCAAACGGAGGGCGAUGCCCAGAGUCAGGAUUCACCUAGUGAACUGAAGCCACGCAUACUAGAUGUCAUUUCAAUCUGUAAGACAGAGGCAGAAGAUAGAGAGCUAGUGCAUCAAAAAGAUGUCUUGAGUACGGAUGAGACGUGGAACAGGAACGCACCCACUGUGGCAACACCGAGGGUCAAGACUGAGCCCGAGGACACCAUCAUCACAAUAACGUCUUCAGUUACUACCACCCCUGCCCACGCCGGUCCAUGUCAAGACUCGGAACCCGCUCACCAGAUGAGAACAGCCAGUGACGCUUCAACCCUGUUGAAGAGGCCACAGAAGAAGGAGCGCCUUCGCACACGAUUCACCAUGCCUAGGAGAGCAUCCGCAAAAGAUCAUGAAGAGCCGUAUAAGUGUAACAAAUGUGGAAGGCAGUUAAAGGACUUGGCAAAGCUGCAGCUGCACAAGAAAUUGCAUGAAAGAUCCUUCAUCUGUCACUGGUGCGGCAGAAACUUCUCAAAGUUUGACUACCUUCGGAUGCAUAUGCGCACACACACCGGAGAACGGCCUUACCGCUGCAACUGGUGCUCAAAGACCUUCAGCCAGAGUGGAAACAUGAGGAGACAUGAGCGCACGUGCCGGAGUUUCAACGAAGAAUCGGCAUCGCAUGGGCUGGAAGAUCAACAGCUGCCCGCCGAGUGACCAGUGCGUCAUUGUUGCCAGAUCGCUGCAGGCACACCUCGAGAAAGAACCUGUUGUUGUGAUAGAGAGCUGAAAUUUGAUCUUUUUCAUUAGAUAUAUUGGGAUAUUUCUUGUUUUACCAAGUAUAUUAGAAGCUUCCAUGUUACACAAAAUACAGAAAGCCUAUAUGCUGUUUGACCAACAUCUCUAUGACCUUUUCAGGCCGUAUGUGUGCACAAAUGUCACCAGUAAGUCGAAAAAGCAUCAUGAGAAUGAACGUUUGACCCUUUGAGGAAGAUCACGUUGUGUUCCAUACUGAGUACCAUGACCUACUGUACUUCAAGACUGAUGUUUUAAUUUUAUAAAUACUCCACCGAGAGCAUGAUCUAGCCAAUGAAAUGUUUUUUUAGGCAGUGCAUAACUAUAAAAAUGUAUAUUCACUAUAGGAAGGAAUGACUUUCAUUACUUGUUUUAUUAAUUUCGAUUUUUUUUUCUUCUGGCCUACACAUUACAAUUUGAAAAUUCCAGGUUUUUGGUGACUGGGAAUUACAGAGGACGAGGUAAAUCUAAAGCAGUACAUUAGGAUAUGAAUCAGUGUGGAAGACUGAACAGUAAAAUGUACUUAAACUGCAAAAUUGUCAGAAGAAAAUCAUGUAAUUUGAGAAGAUGUAUCUUAUGACUGUCAAAUGAGGAACUUUGUCGUAUGUAAAAACAAACGCUUGAAUAAACUAGAUUCAGUUUAAUUUGACAUCAGUAAUUGUCUGUAUCUGAGGAAAAUGUUUAUCUGGCCAUUGUGAAAUUACUGUAUGUAUGCGUGUGUGUAAUAUGCUUAAUUUUGCCUUUUUUAUAUUUUACAACCCUGUCAUUUAGAACAUACUGUUUAUCCAAAACCUUCAGUUCAAUCACUGAAUCACCAGUUACUACCACUGUGGUUAAAUGCAUUUAUAUUGAUUCUGUUACUAACACUGAUAAUUAUUCCAUAAUAUGUCAUAAAUAUUCUAAAAUCUUCUAGGUAUUUAUUUGUCACACAUACUGCAUUUAGCAUUCUUUCUUUGUAAGUGGUGUUUUUAUAGUGUUAUUCUUAAUUUUCUCGUCUUUCUGUCCCUGUGUAGUAGACCUCGGCGUUCUCCCAGGUUUAGUGGGGUUCUGCCUUUUUUUCACAACUAAUUUAGGCAAAUGGUCAACUAAUGUAAAUUUCAUGUAA
Messenger RNA from Sinocyclocheilus anshuiensis, 2258 nucleotides. RefSeq names its product zinc finger protein 16-like. The record is from RefSeq and is a predicted model, not a curated record. The coding region runs from base 104 to 1075 and encodes 323 amino acids. Gene Ontology annotation, biological process: regulation of transcription by RNA polymerase II. The transcript is spliced from 2 exons. Gene Ontology annotation, cellular component: PcG protein complex; transcription regulator complex; chromatin. Gene Ontology annotation, molecular function: DNA-binding transcription factor activity, RNA polymerase II-specific; RNA polymerase II cis-regulatory region sequence-specific DNA binding. NCBI's taxonomy places the organism in Eukaryota, Metazoa, Chordata, Actinopteri, Cypriniformes, Cyprinidae.